CAGUUGCCUUGUGGCUCAGCGGGCGGGCAAACUGCGUGUUGCUGCGUCAUCGCCAGUGGCCGGUUUGAAUGAGACUCUCGUCGCACCCGUGCUGCCGCCACUACCGCGCCUCCGCCUUGGCCGCCGCCACAGCUUCAUCGCGUCCCUUUCCCUUCGACGCCCUUGCCAGGCCCAGCCUUCCUGCGCCGCCACCGCCUUUUGCGCCGCCAUGCCGCUUUAUUCAGUUACUGUGAAAUGGGGAAAGGAGAAAUUUGAAGGUGUAGAAUUGAACACUGAUGAACCUCCAAUGGUGUUCAAGGCUCAGCUUUUUGCACUGACUGGAGUUCAGCCGGCCAGACAGAAAGUUAUGGUGAAAGGAGGAACAUUGAAGGAUGAUGAUUGGGGAAACAUCAAAAUAAAAAAUGGAAUUACUCUACUAAUGAUGGGGUCAGCAGAUGCGCUUCCAGAGGAGCCUUCAGCUAAAACUGUCUUUGUGGAAGACAUGACCGAAGAACAGUUAGCGUCUGCAAUGGAAUUACCAUGUGGAUUGACAAACCUUGGUAACACUUGUUACAUGAAUGCUACAGUUCAGUGUAUUCGUUCUGUGCCUGAACUCAAAGAUGCCCUUAAAAGGUAUGCAGGUGCCUUGAGAGCUUCAGGGGAAAUGGCUUCCGCACAGUAUAUUACUGCAGCCCUUAGAGAUUUGUUUGAUUCCAUGGAUAAAACAUCUUCUAGUAUUCCGCCUAUUAUCCUACUGCAGUUUUUGCACAUGGCUUUCCCACAGUUUGCAGAGAAGGGUGAACAAGGACAGUAUCUUCAACAGGAUGCUAAUGAAUGUUGGAUACAAAUGAUGCGAGUAUUGCAACAGAAAUUGGAAGCCAUAGAAGAUGAUUCUGUUAAAGAGACAGAUUCUUCAUCUGCAUCAGCAGUGACACCUUCUAAAAAGAAAAGUUUAAUUGAUCAGUUCUUCGGAGUUGAGUUUGAAACUACCAUGAAAUGUACAGAAUCUGAAGAAGAAGAAGUCACUAAAGGGAAGGAAAAUCAGCUUCAGCUUAGCUGUUUUAUCAAUCAAGAAGUCAAGUAUCUUUUUACAGGACUUAAAUUGCGACUUCAGGAAGAAAUCACCAAACAGUCUCCGACAUUGCAAAGAAAUGCUUUAUACAUCAAAUCUUCCAAGAUCAGCCGACUACCUGCUUACUUGACUAUUCAGAUGGUUCGGUUUUUUUAUAAAGAGAAGGAAUCUGUGAAUGCUAAAGUUCUUAAGGAUGUUAAAUUUCCUCUUAUGUUGGAUGUGUACGAACUAUGUACACCAGAACUUCAGGAGAAAAUGGUCUCUUUUCGAUCAAAAUUCAAGGAUCUAGAAGAUAAAAAAGUGAAUCAGCAGCCAAAGACAAGUGACAAAAAGAGUAGUCCCCAGAAAGAAGUUAAAUAUGAGCCUUUUUCUUUUGCUGAUGAUAUUGGCUCCAAUAAUUGUGGAUACUAUGACUUGCAAGCAGUGUUAACACAUCAGGGAAGGUCUAGCUCUUCAGGCCAUUAUGUAUCAUGGGUAAAAAGGAAACAAGAUGAAUGGAUUAAGUUUGAUGAUGACAAGGUCAGCCUCGUGGCCCCCGAGGAUAUCUUGCGGCUUUCUGGUGGCGGAGACUGGCAUAUAGCUUAUGUUCUGCUGUACGGGCCUCGCAGAGUUGAAAUAAUGGAAGAGGAAAGUGAACAGUAAUUUUAGCUAUUUAUGUUUAGGUGUGAAAUAAACGUUAUUUGUUGAUCAUUUCUAUAAUCCAGAGCUUUAGAGGAAGCUCUUUGGUGGUUUUAUGUGCGUCCCCUCAUGUGGAACAAGAGAGUGGAAGCAGACCACUCUGUGGAUCAGUCUAAAAAAAUUACAGAAUAAAGAAAAUUGCCUUUGGACUGCGCUCCCCUGUAUAAAGAUUGCAGGAAGAUAUUUUUUAAAAAGCUUAUUUCUUGCAUUAAUUUGUAAAAAUUCUGAUUUGAAAUGCCUUUCAACCAUUACCUUCUGUGAUAAAUCUUUUCUCCCUGCCUUUUCCAGCCCAGGAUUCAGCAAUCAGAUGUUUAUUGCACACCUAUUGCUCUACUUCUGUUGUUGUCGUUGCAUGGUUCAAACCACCGCUGAUUUAUAGCUGCCCAUCCUUUGCCUUAUCUAACAAAAAUUUUGCCAGGAAGAUAGAAAGGAAGUAAGUGUUUUUCUCAUUGUGUUUCUCAGUGCUGCUGCCCACAUCCCGUGGAAACAUGGGUACAAUCGAGUAUUUGUCCAGCCUGUUGCUGGCUUUUCAUGACUUUAAAAUAAAUUGUGAUCAAUAAUAGUACAUUUGAUUAUACAUUUAUUACUGUGUCUCUCUGAUGUACUGUGGUUUGUAUAUUUAACUUUGCAAUGGUUUUGUAGUAAUCAACCUUAAGAAAAAAAACUGACAAGCACUCGUUGCUUUUUUUUUAGAAAAUGAGGAGAUUUAAUAAAAAAAAAAAGGAGGGACUAACAGCUUCUGACCUCAAGUCUUUUGUCUACUGAGUGUUGAAGCUUGGGUUAAGUUUAGGUAUAUGUAAUACUAUAGUUUCUGCAGAUGGUUAGUCUUACUUUGCUGUUAAGCAUUCAUUUAAAAAAAACUUUUUUUGCCUCCUCACAUUAUAUUCUGUUCAAAAGAAAUAUGAAGUUGUAAAAGUAAUGGAGUUCUUUGGAUGCUGAAUGCAGUGACCCUCAUUGCUUUUUUCCUUGGCUCAGUUUAUGUUUGUACUUUCAUCUAUUCCCAAAAUCUUAAUGUCUGUCUCAGAAUUUAAUAGCAGUGACUUUUAAAGUGAUGGUAAAAAUACCAAGAGAAUGUGGUGUUUCGGUAUGGUAGGUUUCUUACCUUUUAACACAUUUAAUUAGUUCAUCUUUAAGAGCCUUGAUUGCUAGAUCAAGGAUCAAAAAUUAGCAAAUUUGUCUCUGAUUUUGAGUUCGAUAUGUAAAAUGAAGUUUGGGUGAUUUAUCAUGAAAUCUCCAAUCUUAUGCUGUCUUAAUGCUCUGCUGAGUACAGCACCAGUAAUUAAUAGUUUUCUAGAGAAUAAUGGCCAUUUUCGUCUCAACUUUGAACAAUGUGAUAAAAUCAGAUGGAUAGGUUUCCCUGAAAUGCUUAUUUUAUCCCCUAUUUGUAAAUAGCUUCUUCAGCUAAAUGGUAAUUAUUGACAGUCCUUAUUCCCUUUGCCUUGGAGGAGGGUGCAGAAUAGAAUGGGGAGGAGGAGACUGUAGCCAUGAGGCUUGUGAGUGCAGUUUUUAUUCUCUUACUUGGUCUGAACAAUUUUAAGGACAUAAAUUCAGAAAUCAGAAUUCUAAUUGCUAAUUUGCAGGAUGCUGCAGCUACUACAUCAUGAGGUAGGUUUAGAACAAAGUAUGUCUUGCAUGGAGUUAGGAUUUUAAAAUUAUAAUUCCUUGUUAUAAAAAUUAAUUUCAUAUUAUUUGAUCCAAAUAAGCAUUAUUCCAAAGAUUUUUUCUAAGUCUAAGAAACUGGGACUUCUAUGAGUGUUUCAGUAAGGCUGUUGUAGAGUUCAGCCUUGCACGGCAGGUCUUUGAGAAGGGAGAGCAGACCAGACGACGUCUGGGUCCUGGGCGUGCCUUGUUAGCUGUGCCGCGAGCACCAGGCCCUUUCAGUGUGGCAGCUGUGCCGGAUCGCUGUCGGACUCGCUAGGGACGGGAAGCCCAAGCACGAGUAGUUGUGGUGCAGUAAGCACUGCUUAGUCACUUUCAGGAUUCAAAACAAAUGAUCAGUGAUGCCCUGAUGCUUAUGUGGGAAAUCCUUACUAGAUGGUACUAUUUCCAGCCAUUACUACAUAGUGCUCUGACGAUUAUAGAUUACACAUCUUGAACUUCAAAACAGUCCCAGAAAUAUAAAUCUCGAUUGUAAGGACUUAAGAGGUUAAAUAAUUUUUGUAAAGCUAAAAAGACUAGGUUUUAGACUCUGCCUUAUUUCUUUUAAAUUUGGAGGUUGGCAAACGCUUUCUGUAACGGGUGGGGUGGAUGAUAAAUAUUUUAGGUUUUGCAGGCCAUCAUCUUUGUUGUGGGUACUUAACUCUGUUGUAGCAUUAAAGGAGCCACGGGGAUACUUAAAGGAAUCAGCAGGGAUGUGUGCUGAUGCGGUUUUACUUGUAAAAACAGGUAGAAAAUGGACCCUUGUUUGUUGAUCCUCGUUUUAAAGCACAAAUGACUGAGACUAGAGCAGGCAUACAGGGCUUCACAGAGUCAUUCUGGGAUUUUUCACAACAGCAUGUUAAAUUUUGCAACUACUACUGGCAUGCAGGAAACUAAUUUGGCAUAGUAUGUCUUAGGAAACACCAUGCUCCCUAAAUAGUGCUUAUUGACUUCAUUAUAAAUAUGUAACAAAAAUAUUUGACCUUGAGGUCACUUUAUUUUGGCCAUUUUCCCAACGUAUUCCCUUCUGAAACCCUGAGGUCAGUUAUCAAGAGCCAAUGUGUUCUCUUGUUCUUGGAGCACCAGCCAAACUGUACAACUGUUACAAAAAUGUUUAUUGUUUA
Suricata suricatta (meerkat) is the source of this 4491-nucleotide messenger RNA. It is a transcript of the gene USP14, whose product is annotated as ubiquitin specific peptidase 14. The record is from RefSeq and is a predicted model, not a curated record. The coding region runs from base 209 to 1693 and encodes 494 amino acids. Gene Ontology annotation, molecular function: protein binding; proteasome binding; cysteine-type deubiquitinase activity. Lineage: Eukaryota; Metazoa; Chordata; Mammalia; Carnivora; Herpestidae. Gene Ontology annotation, biological process: proteasome-mediated ubiquitin-dependent protein catabolic process; regulation of proteasomal protein catabolic process; protein deubiquitination. The transcript is spliced from 16 exons.